Physella acuta is the source of this 532-nucleotide messenger RNA. RefSeq lists its product as uncharacterized. Lineage: Eukaryota; Metazoa; Mollusca; Gastropoda; Physidae. The record is from RefSeq and is a predicted model, not a curated record. Gene Ontology annotation, molecular function: calcium ion binding.
CGAAGAACGUAUUUUCCAGGGAAAACUUUGUAACUAGAUCUAUAGUUACAACUGAAUUUACACGUUCUUUACUCAAAUUUAUUUGAACCUCAGCACUAUGUCUCCUAUUUGGAUCCUCGUCCUCCUACCAGCCCUAGCAAUGGCCGACAGCUUUAGUGAUGCCGACAAAAACAACGAUACCUUCCUAUCAGAGGAAGAAAUUUUUAACUACGCCAAGAGAUGGGAUGGGAAUAACGACGGCAUCCUCUCUCAGUUAGAUUUCUAUAACAUGAUGAAGGUCGUGCAGCCCUCAUUUGCCAAAUUCCACGCGGCCAUGUUUAAAGCCUUAGACGUCAACGGCGACUUAAAGCUCACCAAUGUUGACAGCGCUGCUGCGUUCAAAAAGAUCGACGUCAACAAGAACGGCAAAGCGGAGAAGUCCGAGUUCACUAAAUGGGGUUCAUUUCUAUCACUCGACGCGUUUGCCGUAAGAAUUGUCAAUUGAAGAUUAUGUAAUUGUUUUCUUUGAUGUAAGAAUAAAAUUACAUAUUUU